Molecule: messenger RNA, 402 nt
Organism: Microthlaspi erraticum
Lineage: Eukaryota; Viridiplantae; Streptophyta; Magnoliopsida; Brassicales; Brassicaceae
Source: the annotation of a GenBank genome assembly
AUGGGAAGAAAUUUGUUCACAAGUGGAAACACAAGCAGCAAGCUAUUCUCCAGAGCUUCGAAAACCGAACCAAAGGAAGUCGCUGCAAAGAAACAUAGCGACGCAGAAAGAAGAAGACGGCUUCGGAUUAACCACCAAUUCGCAACUCUUCGCACGAUUCUUCUAAACUUGGUCAAACAGGAUAAAGCAUCUGUGCUAGGAGAGACUGUGAGGUGUUUCAAUGAACUGAAAGAGACGGUUAAAGAGAUACCAACCACACCAGAUCUAGAAGACAGCUUGAGACUGGGUCACUGUAACAAGAGAGACAUGGCGAGUCUUUUUCAGUUGCAGCGACAGAGAAGGGCUAAUGUCGGAGGUCGCAGCGUCGUUGAGAGCAGCCAGUGCAAAGGCGGUGAGAGCUGA